Labeo rohita (rohu) is the source of this 6308-nucleotide messenger RNA. RefSeq names its product von Willebrand factor A domain containing 5B2 (gene vwa5b2). The record is from RefSeq and is a predicted model, not a curated record. Lineage: Eukaryota; Metazoa; Chordata; Actinopteri; Cypriniformes; Cyprinidae.
AGAGAGUGACAGAGAGAUGGAGAGAGACCUGUAACACGUCACCGUCCGAAUCACAGCAAACCGGGCAAAAAUCAAGGAGCAGCUCAUCAACUUACGCAGAUGAUGUUCUCUUGAGGAAAAUGCCAGGACUGAAAAAUCGCACCACAUGGGCCCCACUUUUGCUGAAGACAUCCGACAUCACUUCCUGUGCCAAUGGCUGCUCUUUGGGCAUCACGGCUCAUCUCACAUACGUGAAUACUGACCCUGAACCUGUAGAGGGUGUGUUUGUGUAUCCUCUGGGGGAGAAGGAGGUUGUGGUGGGAUUUGAGGCAGUGGUGUCCGGUAGGCUGGUCAGUGUGGAACUCCAGAGCCGUGGGAAGCUAGAGGACUGCUGUUUGGAUUGCUGCCCAGGAUCGGCGCUGCACACCCAGUGUGGUCACAGCAAGGAGUGGGGAUGCUGUGGAGGAACAGGUCUGGAGAUACAAUGCUCAAACGGUCAUCUGUUGCUGGAUGAGGACCUGGAGAGGAACACUUUCAUUGUGAGCACAGGCCAGAUUGGACCGCUAGAAAUUGUAUCUGUUGUCAUCAGCACCACCCUUGAACUUCCUACACUUGAAAAUGGGGCAAUCCGCCUGGUUUAUCCCACAGUGCUCACACCUAUAGUGAGAGCACGGCUCCAACCAGGAAAAAGUGAAAAUGGGGGAAAAUCAGAGGAGACCAGCCCGACUACGUGCUUUGGCACUGUGUCCGGAAAGCAGGAGAGGAUGCUGGGAGUCGGGCAGCAGUGCACCCAUGCUUUGCUCACCAGCACUUCAACAAACCUCUCGUCUUAUCAGCUCAGCUUCCAGCUGCUGGUUCGAGGAGCCUGUCUGCUGGCUGGUCUGGAAAGCCCCACCCAUGCCCUGCGUGCGGAUGCCGACCCCAGUGCACAGUCUGCGUAUGCAACCUACAUCACUCUGGCGGAGGAGCAUUCGUGUGACCGACAUCUGGAAAUAAUACUACACCUUAGCGAGCCUCAUAGCCCGUUGGUCACCCUAGAGAGGGGCCGACUCACAUUUAGUGAGUACGAGCAGCAGAUCCGUGCUCGACGAGAUUUCAUUCGCUUUGCCCGAAAGGAGGCAGAGUCUGAGAAGAGGCUGGAGUUCAUACGAAGACGCUAUCACAAGGAUCUGCUCUUGAACCCUGUCCUGAUGCUUAACUUCUGCCCUGAUCUGCUGUCAGAACCAACAGAACUGCAGCAGGCCAGCAGAGAGCUCAUCUUCCUCAUUGACAACAGCAACACAAUGACACAGCACAACAUCAACAAAAUCAAGGAGGGGAUGUUGGUGACCAUCAAGAGUCUGCCGACCCGCUCCAUGCUGAACAUCGCUGGCAUUUGCUCAACAGUCAGGCCUCUUUUCAGCUCCAGCAAGCCCUGCACAGAUAGUACAGUGACUCAGGCAUUAGAGUACAUCCAGAAGAUGCGCAUAGACCAGGGUGGUGCUAACCUGUGGGGGGCGCUGUCCUGGGUUUAUCGGCAGCCUGUCCACCGCAGCUGCCCACGACAGCUCUUCAUCCUCUUGGAUGGGACCUGCAGCAGUGUAGGCCGCGUGCUAGAACUGGUCAGGAGGAACGCCUGUAACGUCAGGUGUUUUGGUCUGGGUCUUGGUCCUCAAGCCUGUCGGAGGCUACUGCAGGGCGUUGCCAAGGUUACGGGAGGCAGUACAGAGUUUCUCAGUGAGGAAGAAAGGCUUCAGCCGAAGUUGAUUAAAUGUCUAAAGAAAGCUCUGGAACCCGUGUUGACGGAUGUGCGGAUUGACUGGUAUGUGCCGGACAAUGUGGAGGCCCUUCUCUCACCCAAUGAAAUUCCUCCGCUCUACCCUGGCAACUGCCUGAUUGGCUACUGCACUCUAUAUGACGUGUCUGGAUUCAGGGCCCAGAAAACUGAGCAGGUGAAGCCUCGUCCAUACCGAAGCCGUCCACGUGGUUCAGCGGGGUCGGUUUUCGAGUUCUCUCCAUCCACUUCUGAGCUCCUUCAGCCUCUGGUUCCCCCGGAGGAGCGCGAGAGAGAUGCCGUAAGAGAGUGCGGGGUGGAAGGAGAUUUUGAGGAAGCGCUGCGGGAAAUUUCACGAGAAAUCUCGUCGGAAUUCUCCUGUGCACAUGCCACCGAUAAUGCCGCCAGCCCUGGUGGCGACACGGACUACAGCACCAGUGAUGUGCGCUGGCGUAUUCAACAGGAUUCAUAUGUUCAGGAUCAGUAUGUGUUGACACACUGUUCUCUGAGCAGUGAGAAGGCCUUCUCAUCUGUUUCUCCCCAAGCAGAGAGCUCUGUCCUGGGCAUGGGUUCUCUGCCGCAUGGCUUGGAGAGAAUGGAGCCCACACAAAGUAGAGGCCUCUCGCGCUGGGAGUCUCCGUGGACUCAGAAUGCCACUUCUUCAGGGGACACUGAUUCUGCAUCAGGGAAGGCUGGCAAGCUCUUGGAUGAGUCUCGUCGCAGGCAGAAGGCACUAGCUCGCUCUGCUCUGGCUGGCCGAAGUUUCUCAUCUCCACAGGGUGACCUGGACAUGCACCGGUUGAGGAGAGCGCUAGAGAAGGUCUCAUUUGAGCAGGCCAUCGGGGGCCGACUGGAGGAGAGUGACACAGACACCCACAGCACCUCACGAGGAGGUCUAUCCCAUCCCAGCCUAACAGACUCCAAUGGCCUCCUGUUCCCAGCUUCCCCACUAGACUGGGACACCUUUACUGAUCCCGAAUGCCUAUUCUCAGCCGCUCCCCCAGGCGAGUUCCAGGCUUCAGGGGCCCAGUGUCGCUCAGUCAUCCAUGGCAUGCUGGGAGGAAGGGCUGUAUCCUGGGAGGUCAGAGUGGAUCUGUCUCUUCUGUGGGACACGGAGAGCUCAGCAGCCCUGCAAACCAGCACUGGGUCCUGGGAUGAGAUUAUCCACCAGCUGACUGCAAGAUCUGUCAUCAGAGACUUUGAAAACAUGGCAGAGAAAGAAACAGAUAUUGAAGUUGAAAGAGGUCCGUUCAGGCGGUACAGAAUGAAAGCAAUCCAGACCAGCAAAAGCUGUGGAAUCGUCUGCAUGUAUACAAGCUUCACCACCACAGAUACCAAUACAAGAAAUCAACCUCAGAGCACACGACACAUGGGUGUUCAGUUUGGGACCAGACAUAGCAGAAGACAGAAACUGUGUUCAGUGGGAUUGGGACGCCGUCCCUCCAGCAGAGCCAGUGAAGAAACAGAAGAUACACACACAUCGACAGACAGAGACGACACACCUGCAUCCCCUUGUAGCAUGAAAUCCUGGGACAGUAGCACAGGAGGGAGCAUCAGUCCAUCAGCAGUGUCUUCUCGCUCUCAGCGCUCUGUUGAAAGUUUCUUCGGGUCCAAGUUCAAUCUGGGCAGACUAAAGGGCAAUAACGGAAAACAAGCUCCUCUCAAACCUCACUGUCUUUCUGCAGAGACUGACAGACACUUAGAGACAGACUCGCCUGACUACUUGCCACUGGUGCGCCUACAGUUGGCAUCAGGUGCAUUUCUGCUGUCUGAAUCCUACUCCGAGUGCAUCCAGAUCCCUCUGGACCGCCUGAAACGAGCAUCCCCGUACCUGAGCCACCGCAGCAGUCUCAGCCCCCCUUUCCGUUGUACUUCACCACCCACCAUGUCAACAAGACACAUCCGAGACUCAUGGUCCGAGCCUGUAGAGGAAGGUUCUCCAAAAUUGGUAGGUGGAGUCACACAGGCUGACAGUGGGCGGGGCUCUGAGACUGACACGUGUGAAGGUCCUCUGCUGGAUCCUGCAGAACCUCAUGGAGAGGAGCUGGCACAGAUUGACGUAGAGAGCUCAAGCUGGGCCACAGCGGUGGCUCUAGCCUGGCUGGAGCACCGAUGCGCUGUUUUUGUGGAGUGGGAACUGGUGGCUGCCAAAGCAGAUUUCUGGUUAAAGUGUCAAACGCUGCCGGAGGGCGUCGACCUGGCAGGGUUGAGGGCAGCGGCCAGGCAGCUUUUCCUGCUGUUGCGUCACUGGGAUGAAAACAUCAAACUGAACGUGCUUUGCUACAACCCCAAUAACAUGUGAGAAAAAGAUUACAUUUUUGGGGUUUUACUUCAAUUUAAUCCUGUUGGCUGGAUUCAUAAGUCAAUUUAGCAGAAUAGAGUUCAUCUAAGAUGUCUUUCAAUGGAAAUAAGUGACCCUGGACCACAAAACUAGUCAUAAGUAGCACUGGUAUAUUUGUAGCAUUAGGCUAUUAAGUAAAGAUCAUGUUCCAUGAAGAUAUUUUGUAAAUUUCCUACCGUAAAUAUAUCAAAACAUGAUUUUUGAUUAGUAAUAUGCAUUGCUAAGAACUUCAUUUGGACAACUUUAAAGGUGAUAUUCUCAAUAUUUGGAAUUUUUUUGCACACUCAGAUUCCAGAUUUUUAAAUAGUUAUAUCUCAGUAAAUGUUGUUACAAAUACAUCAAUGGAAAGCUUAUUUAUUCAGAUUUCAGAUAAAGUAUAAAUCUCAAUUUCAAAAAAACUGACCCUUAUGAGUGGUUUUGUGGUUCAAGGUCACAUAAAGGAUUUAGUUGUGUUCUAGUUUUUCUCAUGCCCUGACCACAAUCCUGUACAAGCUUUGCCUUAAUCUGUGGGCCUCAGUCUAAUUAUGCAGUAGAAUGUAGUUCACUGCAGAUCUGACAGCACUUUAUCUUAGCAAUAGCAAAAUGACUAGUAGUGGAUGCUUCAUGAAACCAAUCACCAACAUGUAUAGCAGGCCAAAAUUACACAUUCUUGCCUUAACUUACACUACUGGUCAAAAGUUUAGAGUCAGUAAGAAUUAUUUUUUUUUUUUUAAUUCAGCAAGGACACAUUAAAUUGUUUAAAAGUGACUAAGGAUUUACAAUGUUACACUUCGGGGGAGACACUGCAGAAAAAAAAUAGUUUUUUCAAGUACCUGUCAAAAGAUUUUGGGCUUUUUGAUUUUUCAUAAAGUGUUUUUUCAGACUAGUGGAAAGAAAACAUCCAAAGUAUUUCUUUUUUAGCAGUUUAUCUAUUUGUGUCAAUAUAUUUCAAUUACAAUACAUAUUUUUAAAAGAUAUUUUCUCAAAAUGAGUUUCUUUCUCCUACACUGAGCCAAAAAUCUCCACUUCAGUUUUUAUUCAUGUCUAUAUUCUGAAGGUUUUUAUAGAGGGAUUUGUUAGUAUAUAAUUAGCUUGAUUAUAUACAACAUUUUAUUCCCCUAAAAAUUGUGAAAAUAUAUUGUUUUCUGUCUGUUCUAAGUAUCUGAAUUAUGACAAAAAUGAGAUACAGAGGGAAUUUUGGGUAAAAACAUUUGCCUCUAAUAUGUCAAAAAAUUGAACAAGAAUUUUGAAAAUGACUCCAGUGUUAGAUUUUUGUGCUAGAAAUGUAUGCAAAUUUACACAUUUCAUUAAAUAAUGCCUCAUUUGCAUAUUUAAACCUUAGAAAACUUGUAAUACAAAAAAAAGUUGGCAAUUAUCAAUGCAAUAAAUCUACUGGGUAAGUAUUAGUUAAUUUUUUUUUUUUUUACCCUAUUCACCUGCAGUGUCUCACCUUAAUUGAUUUCAAAUUAAUGUUCUUUUGAACUUUCUAUUUAUUAAAAAAUCCUUAAGUACUGUUUCCGCAAAAAUAUUAAGCAGUACAGUAUUUCAAUAUUGAUAAUAAGAAAUGUUUCUUGGGCAGCAAAUGAGCAUAUCAGAAUGAUGAGUAAUGAUGCUGAAAAUUCAGCUUUGCAUCACAGAAAUAAAUUACAUUUUUAAACGUAUUAAAAUAGAAAACAUUUAUUUUAAAUUGAAAAAAUAUUUCACAACAAUAAUGUAGUUAGAAUCAAAUAAAUGCAGCCUUGGUGUGCAUAAAUGACUUUCAUUUUAAUUUUACUGACCCUAAACUUUUGACCGGUAGUGUACAACAGCUGAUUUAAUUUAAUUAAUCUGUUUCUUACUUUAGUCAAGUUUAAAACUAAACUAGACUUUAGUUCAAACCACAUUUUUUGGAAUGACUGAUUCUGUCAGUAUUACUCAGUUUUAGAGCUGUUAACCAUUUAAACAAUCUAACACUGAUAAAUUGUAUUUUGUAGGCUCAUUUGUGUUUUGUUUUGACAGCAAUUGAUUUCUGUGUGCUUGGCAAUGACUGCUUGCUUUUAGCAUUCUUGAGAUGUUUUGAAUUUCUUUUGUUCUUUUGGAGUUUGCUUUCAAGUUUGUUUUCAGGUAACACCACAAAAACAAUCUGCAAAACCUGGGGCUAUAUUUUUCAUGUUCAAUCAUAAGAAUCUGUGGUUACUAUGAAUGUUUUGAAAUUAUGACAUUUUAUUUUCAAUCACUUACAAAUCCAUACAAUAAAAUGCUCUGAAUGAUUCCAAA